This is a messenger RNA of Drosophila ficusphila, 531 nucleotides long. RefSeq lists its product as uncharacterized. The transcript has a single exon. The coding region runs from base 1 to 531 and encodes 176 amino acids. The record is from RefSeq and is a predicted model, not a curated record. NCBI's taxonomy places the organism in Eukaryota, Metazoa, Arthropoda, Insecta, Diptera, Drosophilidae.
AUGGUGAUUUUACUAUUGGCUGCGAUUCUUCUGCUAUCGCAAGGAAUUCAGAGCCAGGAUAAUGUGACUGCGGAUCCACUUACAAAGCUUGACGAUAUCGUAACUUCCCGCUUAAAAGAAGGCCUCAAAGAUUUGUGGCCCUCUGAGUAUGCUCCUUAUUACCUGAAACUUCAACAAAUCGCCGAACUCCCGAUUUCCCAACUGGAUGAAAAAGUAAAGGCUCUUAAUAUGGUCAGAUUCCUCAUACAGAGUGGCGAGUCCUUCAAUACAGCUGAAACUUCGGGGAUCCAGAAUCAAACUUUAUCUAAGGAGAAUCCUGCCCUUAAACAACUCACCGACAAACAAUUUAAUAAGAAGGUCAUAAAACUCCUUAAAAGGCUCGGCAUCUAUGAUAACUUUACUGACCGAGUAUUUAGGGCGAUCUUCAGUGAUGAAAAGCAGCUAAGAAAGCUUAAAAAGAAACUCGCCGAUUUGGAUAAAGACGAUGAGGACAAGGACACCUUGUGGGAAUUUGUUUUCAACCUUUUCUGA